AUGUUCCUGGGAGAUGGCAUGUCGGUGCCCACAUUGACUGCUGCGCGCACCCUGAUGGGGCAACGUGACAACCGUCCCGGCGAAGAAUCGCAACUUGCCUUUGAGGCCUUCCCCACCGUCGGCCUUGCUAAGACAUACUGCGUGAAUGCACAAAUCGCCGAUUCGGCGUGUACAGCGUCAGCGUACCUUUGUGGCGUGAAAGCUAAUCGCGGCACCAUCGGCGUGACAGCGGCUGUCCCGCGUUUUCACUGCGUCGCCGCAGAAGAAGAGCAGCACCAGCUGAGCUCUAUCGCUGCAUGGGCCUUGGAGGACGGAAGGGACGCCGGAAUAGUGACGACAACGCGCGUGACGCACGCGUCGCCCGCGGGAGCGUACGCGCACACGGCGGCGCGCGACUGGGAGAGCGACGCGGACGCGCGCGUCGACUGCGGGACCGACGCCGUGCAGCGUGACAUCGCGCACCAGCUCGUGCACUCUUACCCUGGCAACCAGUUCAAGGUAAUCUUGGGCGGCGGUAGACGUGAGUUCCUGCCUGAUACCGUCAUUGACGAAGAGGGCACACCCGGAAGGAGGUCUGAUGGUAAAAACUUAAUCGAGCAAUGGCAAGUCGAUAAGAUUUCUCGCAACGUCAGUUACCAAUACGUCUGGAACCGUGAUCAACUUAUGAGUGCCGUUGAAUCACAGCCAGACUAUUUACUUGGAUUAUUUGAAGGCAGUCACAUGCAGUAUCACAUGCAAGCGAACAAGACUACAGAACCAUCUCUAGCCGAGCUAACAGAGGCUGCAAUUAAAGCUUUAAGUCGCAACGAAAAGGGUUUCUUUUUAUUUGUAGAAGGUGGACGCAUUGAUCACGCUCACCAUGAUAAUUUAGUACAUCUGGCAUUGGAUGAAACUAUAGAACUAAGUGCAGCAGUAGCUCGUGCAACAGAAUUGUUGUCGGAGGAAGAUUCUCUAAUAGUAGUGACAUCAGACCAUGCGCAUGUAAUGUCUAUCAACGGAUAUACGUACCGUGGUGGAGACAUCCUCGGGCCUUCUGAUGACUUGGGUGAUGAUGGAAUACCUUACAUGACUCUAUCGUAUAGUAAUGGUCCUGGGUACCGCCCAUACAGCAACGGUGUCCGUGAAGAUGUUACCAAGUAUGAUUACCAUGACAUAGAGUUCUUGGCACCAGCAGCCGUGCCACUGGAGUCAGAGACGCACGGCGGUGACGAUGUGGCGGUGUUCGCACGCGGGCCGCAGCACCAGAUGUUCUCGGGUCUGUACGAGCAGAGCCAACUGCCGCACCUCAUGGCAUACGCGGCCUGCAUAGGUCCCGGCCUGCAUGCAUGUGACUAA
Parnassius mnemosyne (clouded apollo) is the source of this 1335-nucleotide messenger RNA. The record is from the annotation of a GenBank genome assembly. Lineage: Eukaryota; Metazoa; Arthropoda; Insecta; Lepidoptera; Papilionidae.